Molecule: messenger RNA, 1682 nt
Organism: Eucalyptus grandis
Lineage: Eukaryota; Viridiplantae; Streptophyta; Magnoliopsida; Myrtales; Myrtaceae
Product: amino acid transporter AVT1H
Exons: 3
Coding region: 80-1504 (474 amino acids)
Biological process (GO): amino acid transmembrane transport
Cellular component (GO): vacuolar membrane
Molecular function (GO): amino acid transmembrane transporter activity
Source: RefSeq, a predicted model, not a curated record
CAUAGAACAUUACUUGCCCUGAGGUCUCUUGUUUGUAAUUCUUUAGUCUUCCGUUCGUAUAUCUAAGUGUCGGAAGAGGAUGGUGCGAGGGACGUGCUCGAAACUGUGGACGUCCAUCGUGAGCCGCCUCCCACAUGGAAGCCAGAUCGCUAGCGAGUCCGUGCGGGGCGCGGAACUGGCUGCUGCUCCUCCCUGGAUCGGCUGCGAGUCGUGCGUGGAAGGGGAGAAUAAAGUAUGCCGGUGCGAGUGCGACGGGGGCAUGGCGGAGCUGAAGCUGCAGGCGGUGGAGGAGGAGAAUACCGGGGCGAACAGCUCUUUUGCUCACGCUGUCAUCAACAUGGUUGGCAUGCUCAUAGGGCUGGGACAGCUUUCAACACCAUACGCCUUGGAGAAUGGAGGGUGGUCCUCUGCAUUCCUGCUGAUAGGGCUUGGCAUGGUAUGCGCCUACACCUCCCACUUGCUUGGAAAAUGCCUUGACAAGAGCCCCAAGUCCAGAAGCUACACAGACAUCGGGCAAGAAGCCUAUGGAUCCAAAGGCAGGAUCAUAGCAGCAACCUUCAUAUACCUGGAGAUCUUCUUGGCCCUCGUCUCCUACACCAUCUCGCUCCAUGACAACCUCAGCAUCGUCUUCCCAGGGACUUGGAUCAGCGCCCGAUGGACGCACAUGUCCAGCCCUCAGCUCCUGACCGUGAUCGCCGUGCUCAUUGCCCUCCCGAGCCUCUGGCUCAGGGACCUGUCCUCCAUCUCUUUCCUCUCUUCCGGGGGCAUCCUCAUGUCGAUCAUCAUCUUUGCCUCCGUGGCUCUGACCGCCAUUUUCGGAUGGGUCAGGUCGGAUAAUGAGAUCCCGGCGCUUCGGAUCCGUAACAUCCCCAUGAUUUCGGGGCUCUAUGUGUUCAGUUUUGCUGGGCAUAUUGUCUUCCCUGACUUGUAUAAGUCCAUGAAAGACCCUUCCAAGUUCACCAAGGUAUCGAUCGUGAGCUUCACCCUAGUCACGGCCCUGUACACGGCCCUCGCCUUCAUGGGCGCGAAGAUGUUCGGCCCCGGCGUCAGCUCGCAGAUCACCCUCAGCCUGCCGCGCCACCUUGUCGUGACCAAGGUCGCCCAGUGGGCCACGGUCCUGACGCCAAUAACCAAGUACGCCCUCGAGUUCGCGCCCUUCGCCAUACAGCUAGACCGCAGCCUCCCCGGGUCGAUGAGCUCGUGCAUGCGGACAGUCGUGAGGGGCACGGUAGGCUCCAUGCUGCUGGUGGUGAUCCUGGCGCUCGCGCUCUCGGUCCCGUACUUCGAGUACGUGCUUAGCCUCACCGGCUCGCUCGUCAGCAUCUGCAUCUGCGUGAUCUUGCCGUGCGGAUUCUACACCAAGAUAUGCUGGCCAAGCCUGUCGAAGCCGCUCUUUCUUCUGAAUGCUUUGCUCAUUGGAAUCGGCUGCGUACUUGGGGUGUUUGGGACAAUUUCAUCGUCCAAGUCCCUCAUCAAAAGCCUACAAGGACACACCUCCGCCUAAAUGAAACAUUCCCAACAACGAAAGAAGACAACAUUGUCGUUUUACUUUUGAAUUUGGUCACCCUCUUGUAAAAAUAUGAGCGGUUUUAUUUAAUGACUAAAACCUGUCACAACUUAGGUUUUGCCAAUUUGCGAGAAGUAAAGGUGAACAAACUUGCUCUUGUAUUUUGAGCCGUAAA